AUUUUUAUAUGCCUGAGCUCUCACAGAGCUUGUUGUCUCUUUGCGCAUGCCCAUCAACCGCGCCCUAUAUACUCGCGUCACGUGGCCACAGGGCAUGCCGGCAACUAACUCAGCAUCGCGCGCGCGUGCUCGUGCGUGCCCCCAGGCGCGGCGGUUCGGAAAAAGUGGAGCGAGGAUCAUAGAGCUAGCAUGCAGGCCCCAGUUCAGCAGCAGGGCAGCAGACUAGCAGCAGGAGCAUCGAGAGAAUGAAGUCGUCCAUGGAGGAUGGGGAAGGGCCGCCUGGACGCGAGGUCAGGCUAGGCUC
Geodia barretti is the source of this 304-nucleotide messenger RNA. The record is from the annotation of a GenBank genome assembly. Lineage: Eukaryota; Metazoa; Porifera; Demospongiae; Tetractinellida; Geodiidae.